GCUGGAGCCCGGGGCUGUGCCGUGCGGGAGAAGGCCCGGGUUUGGCUCGCAUCCGCCGCGAGGAAGUAACCAGGCUGCAAAGAUGCCAGGGCCAAGACCUCGCAAGGGCCCUCAGGCCAGUGGCCAGGGUGUGGCAGCUGCCAAGCAGCUGGGGCUCAUUGUGGAGUUCAGCCCUGAGGACAUGCUGCUGGGGGUUGAUGGGACUGAAGAUGACGAGGACCUAGAAGCUGAGCUGCUGGCUCUCACUGGGGAAGCAGGAACCAUGGGGAGGAAGCCAGCACCCACGGGACGGGCCCCUGUGCCCAUGGCCCACAUUGAGAAGUUGGCUGCGGACUGUAUGAAGGAUGUGGAGGAGGAUGAGGAUGAGGAAGGGCUGGAGGAAGAUGCAGACCUGCUGACUGAAUUGCAGGAGGUCCUGGGUGUGGAUGAGGAGACUGGGCCCCUGGGUGGUGAUGAGGCAGCUGAUCCAGAUGUCUCUGAGGAGGAGAAGGAACCGGGAAACACUGACCCUCCAGUGCAGACAGCCCUCCUGACAGCUUCAGACCCAGCGGCUCUGGCUGGAGGGCCUCGGGGGCUGCUGGCUUUGCUGGAGGAACGGAUCCACAACUACCGGGAGGCUGCAGCCAGCGCCAAGGAAGCAGGUGAAGCAGCCAAAACCAGGCGCUGUGAGCGCGGCCUGAAGACUCUGGAGUCCCAGCUAGCUGCAGUGAGGAAAGGCAGGAAGAUCAAUGAGGAAGAGAUCCCACCUCCAGUGGCCUUAGGCAAACGGUCCCUGGACCCCCAGGAAACAGCCACCAGGAGCCCUGAGGCAGACCCUCCAGCUCCCCGAGCCACGGAGCCAGACAACCCCUCCCAGCCUGAAACAAGCCUCCCAGGCAGCUCUGGCAUUUCUACCCCGCCCAAUUCAGACCUAGACCCACGGGCCCUGUUAUCAUCCCGACAGAGAGAAUACAAGGUGGCUGCCCUCAGCGCCAAGCGGGCUGGGGACCUUGACCGUGCCCGGGAGCUCAUGAGGAUUGGGAAGAGAUUUAGUGCCGUCUUGGAGGCCCUGGAGAAGGGGCAGCCUGUGGACCUAAGCGCCAUGCCCCCAGCACCUGAGGACCUGAAGCCCCUGCAACAAGCCUCUCAGGCCCCUGCAGCCCCCUCAGUCAUUCCCCCAGCCCUGGAGCGAGUGCAGCCAGUGAUGGCCCCUGACGUCCCAGUAACCCCAGUGGCAUCUACAGAGCCGCAGACGGUGCUGGACGCCUUGCAGCAGAGGCUGAGCAAGUACCGCGAGGCCGGCAUCCAGGCCCGGGGCAGUGGGGAUGAGCGCAAGGCUCGCAUGCACGAGCGCAUUGCGAAGCAAUAUCAAGAUGCUAUUCGAGCACAUCGGGCAGGACGGAAAGUUGACUUUGCUGAGUUGCCUGUGCCUCCAGGGUUUCCCCCCAUCCCUGGCCUGGAGCCCACAGUGGGCACAGAGGACGAUGCAGUGGCAGCGACUUUAGCAGCAUCCCAGAAGCUGGCCUCCUCAGAGGAUGUGGCCCUGGCAGAUGAAGACGAGGAUGAGGGUGAGCCCCCCGCGCAGGCCCCAGUAGCCAAGAAGCCAGCACGGCCUCUGCUCCCCUCAUCUCAGCCCCUGCCUGAGCCCAAGGCCUCAAGUUCUAAGGAGUCACUGAGUCCAUCUGUGCGGGAGCAGCUGGCGUUGUUGGAGGCACGCAAGUUGCAGUACCAGCGGGCAGCCCUGCAGGCCAAGCGGAGCCAGGACCUGGAACAGGCCAAAGCCCAUCUGCGCGUGGCCAAAGGUCUGGAGGCUCAGAUCAUCCAGGCCCGAGCCGGCCGACCUGUUGAUCUCUCCAAGGUGCCUUCACCCUUGACGGAUGAGGAAGGUGACUUCAUCCUCAUCCACCACGAGGAUCUGCGGCUCUCCCAGAAGGCGGAGGAAGUAUAUGCCCAGCUACAAAAAAUGCUUCUGGAGCAACGGGAGAAGUGCCUGCUGUUCUCCAAGCAGUUCAUGCACCAGGGCAAUGUGGCGGAGACUACCCGGUUUGAGAAGCUUGCUCAGGACCGCAAGAAACAGCUGGAGAUACUGCAGCUAGCCCAGGCCCAGGCCCUUGACCCUCCCAGCCACCACUUUGAGUUGAAGACAUUCCAGACUGUGAGGAUCUUCUCAGAACUCAGCAGCACAGAAAUGCAUCUGAUCGUUGUCCGGGGAAUGAACCUCCCAGCCCCUCCAGGGGUGACCCCUGAGGACUUGGAUGCUUUUGUGCGGUUUGAGUUUCCCUAUCCUAACUCGGACCAGGCUCAAAAAGGCAAAACAGCUGUGGUGAAGAACACGAACUCCCCAGAGUUUGAUCAACUUUUCAAACUAAACAUCAACCGAAACCACCGGGGCUUCAGGAGGGUGAUCCAGAGCAAAGGAGUCAAGUUUGAACUCUUCCACAAAGGGUCCUUCUUCAGAAGUGACAAGCUGGUUGGCACCGCACACCUGAAACUGGAGCGGCUGGAGAAUGAGUGUGAGAUGAGAGAGAUCGUGGAGGUCUUGGAUGGAAGGAAGCCCACGGGGGGUAAGCUGGAGGUAAAGGUGAGGCUGCGGGAGCCUCUGAGUGGCCAGGAUGUGCAGAUGGUCACGGAGAACUGGCUGGUCCUGGAGCCCAGGGGCUUGUGAGUUUAGACCGACUUCCUGUGCUUUGCAUCCCUGGGCAGCAGAUUGUCAGCCGCAGGAGGAGAGUCAGGCCGGCCACUGUGUGUAGGAGCUGACUCUCCAGCUUGGCCAGCUUCAGAAGCCUUGUGCAUAAGUGAGAUGCUGCUAUACAAGCACCAAAGACCUGCUAAGCCCAUGCACUACUGACCACGACUCUGGUCUUGCCUGUCGCUGGCCCCUCCUGGGCUUCCACAGAAGCAGACUGGAUUCCAGGGGCACCGCUUCCCACUGCUUCCCAUACCCCCAGUCUGGAUGAAGGCAGGAAUACCCUCACUGCUCUGUGCCAUAGAGUUCUGCAGCCCCUUAACCCCUGUGUAGCAACUGUGCAGCUUAUCCCUGCCACCAGCUGCACCGUUUCUGGAUGUGCCUUUUAAGAUAGAACUAAAGGAUGGGAGGACUUGAGGGUGACCAGGAACCUCCCCACUUGUGGUGGGGCGAGUUCCGUGACGGUCUGUCCCAGACAACUCAGUUACCCAGCUGUGCCUGUGCCUUUGCUCCUGAUGGCUGCUACACUAGCCUUCCUGCUUCCCAAAGGGCUUCAUGGAAGAAGAGUUAUUUUCAGUACUACUUGGUGGGAAGCAAGGGGUAGGGUGUGUCUUGGGUCUGGUCAACCCACCUAAGAUAUAAGACUGUUAACUGGAAGAAAAAAAUAUAUGUAUAAAAUUUUA
Molecule: messenger RNA, 3348 nt
Organism: Carlito syrichta (Philippine tarsier)
Lineage: Eukaryota; Metazoa; Chordata; Mammalia; Primates; Tarsiidae
Gene: CC2D1B
Product: coiled-coil and C2 domain containing 1B
Exons: 25
Coding region: 83-2644 (853 amino acids)
Biological process (GO): regulation of transcription by RNA polymerase II
Cellular component (GO): nucleus
Molecular function (GO): DNA-binding transcription repressor activity, RNA polymerase II-specific; RNA polymerase II cis-regulatory region sequence-specific DNA binding
Source: RefSeq, a predicted model, not a curated record